UGCCACCCCCUUUCGGUCUCGGCACGUCCUCUCGUCCACCUGCCGCCAUGGGGAAGACGAGCAAGAAGGCCUCAGCGGCCAAGGCGGUUAGGAAGGCACCCAAGCGGCGGGUCCAGGGCAAAACAGGUCGCUCCCAGCAUGCCUUCGCGUGCUUUUCCAAGGAAGCGCGCAAGGACGUCCUCGCGAAGGUCCACUUGAGCGACCCGAAGAACUUGGGCGCAGCUUCCAAGGCUCUGGCAGCCGCGUGGGCGGAACUGUCGACACAGGAGCGGAAGCCCUACGAGGCCAGCGCGAUGCUGGCGCGGGGCCAGAAGCAGCUGGAGCAGCUGAGGGGCAGCAAGCUCAAGGAUCCUGUGCAGCUGCAACAGGCCUCGAAGGCCUUGCGCGCCGCUGUGGAGGCCUUGGCUGAGAGUCGGGACGUGACCAAGGCCAUCGGCCUCGUGGAGGCCCUGGAAUCCUUGGACAGUCGCCUCUCGAAUCCUCAGCGUUCGACCCUGGCCUUGCCCAAUUGGCGCGCCGCGGUGCAGGGCGCCGGCGCCGCGAUGGGCGCGGAGGUCGGCGGCCGGCUGAGCGCGCUGCUGCGGAAGUGGGCUGAGGCGCCACAGGUGGGGAGGACCAGGACGACCAAGAAGACGGAGGUUCCCCCGAAGUCGGCCGCGCGGUCGGCGGGAUCUGCGCUGGACGAAAGCAUGAGAAGCAAGUUCGUGGGGAUCCUCAUGCGCAUCGCUGCGCGCACGGGCAAGGCCUGCUUCGAUGCUUGUAGCAGGGUGGAGCGAGCGCUCUUCGAGAAAUGUGGCAAGGAUCCCAAAGAGUACCGACAACGUGCGAGGAGCCUGAGCCACAACUUGGGCUCCAGCGACGGGAAGCUGCUCCGCCAGGUCCUGGAGGGCGUGCUGCCCCCGUGGAGGCUGGUGGCCCUGGAGGCCGAGGACUUGGCGCCCGAAGCGCUGAAGGCGGCUCGGGAAGAGGAGAGGGAGCGCUACUUCCGCUCCGAGGUCCAUUUGACGGGAAAGCCGUUGAAGCGAAAGCGUGACCUCUAUCGGCAGGAGGACCCUGAGAGCCAGCCCAGUCCACGCCGCACCGCGGCUGCGGCGGUGCCUGCGGGGAUCGCCCUCGACGGGGAUGCGGAGAUGGCGCAGGCGGUCGUGGUGGCUGACGUGGAGAGCUCCUGCGAGACAAGCUCCUCGUCGGACGAGACCAGCUCCGAUGAGAGCGAGGUGAGCCUUUGGGAGACGGACUUCGGCCUCCUGCCGUUGCAAGACGAGCCAGGACAGGAUGACCUGUGUGGGCAAGCUGCACAGGCCUCGACCUCGGCCUCUUCGUCCUCCAGCCUGGUGGAGGUGGCCGCUGCCCCCGCGAGCUCGGCGGCGCCGGCUCCGCCGUCGGCUCCGCCGUCGGCCGCUCCGGCGCGACGCAUCACGAAGAAGGCCUCCCCAAAGGCCGCCGCCACCGGCCCAGCGGCGUCUUCGGCAGCUGGGCUUCGAGCUGUGCGAACGGGCGCGAGAGCCACGUGGGAAGGCCAAACUGGACACCUCUCCCGUGCCCCGCCGCGCGGUGCCGAGCCCCCAGCGGCGACAGGCGAUGUCCACCCUGCGGGUGAUGGGCUUCGAGGAGGAACCGGCUCGCGCCAGCCUGGAGCGUGCAGGUGGGAGUUUGGAAAAGGCCAUCGUGAUGCUGACCAAGGCCUCCAAAGCCUAAGGGAUGCUGCGCCUGCUGCGCACUGACUGGCCAACUGGGAUCCUCCCAACGGGUGGAACGGGGUGGCCCAAGACUUCAGGGGGUGGAUUGACGUCCGUG
Messenger RNA from Durusdinium trenchii, 1797 nucleotides. NCBI's taxonomy places the organism in Eukaryota, Dinophyceae, Suessiales, Symbiodiniaceae. The record is from the annotation of a GenBank genome assembly.